UUGGGCUGUGCCUGAUAUUUUAUCACCUGAAACGCAGCAGGAAAUGCAUUCCUUUCCUAUUCAAGAUAGAUAAUGCAUCUAGCCAGUAUGCCAUCACAACUGGAGGGUGCGAUGGAUACCUUAAUCAGAGUCUUUCACCAUUACUCUGCAAAAGAAGGGGAUAAAUAUAAACUCAACAAAGGAGAACUCAAACAACUUCUCACCAGUGAACUUACUGAUUUCCUUGCGUGUCAAAAGGAUCCCCAGCUGGUUGAUAAGAUCAUGAACGAUCUUGAUAGUAACAGAGAUAAUGAAGUGGAUUUUAAUGAAUUUGUGGUUCUGGUUGCCGCUUUGACUGUCGCUUGCAAUGAUUUCUUUGAGGAGCAAAUGAAGAAAAGGGGAGAAUAGAAAUGGCUGAAACUACCUUUUGGACACGAUGGGAGAGAAUAACUUCAACUGAACUCGAUUUCAUCUCUCGUGUUCCACACCUUCCCUUGGUACUGAUGUUGGCUUUCCUUUCUCUUCUGAUAAUACAUGUUUUUUCCAACAACACUGUCAUUUUUUUUUUCUUUUGUAUUGGUGCAUGUAAACAAUUCAUUCAUAAGUGAAGUGCAUUUGGUAAGCCUGCCAACUACUUUAGCAUUUGUGAAUGCGAAUGGGGAUGUAAACACAGCUGUUAUAUGUAUUGGAUUUAUUACCAUAUUAAGUCUGGUACUGUUGCAUGCCCCCUUGCCUUGGACAAGCAGGACUGAAUCCUAGAGAAAGAUGGAAUAGAGGCUCAUAGCCCGAAAUAGCUGUUUGAAAAGUUUUUUGGUUUUUUUUGUUGUUUGUUUUUUUG
Messenger RNA from Python bivittatus (Burmese python), 817 nucleotides. RefSeq names its product S100 calcium binding protein Z (gene S100Z). The record is from RefSeq and is a predicted model, not a curated record. Lineage: Eukaryota; Metazoa; Chordata; Lepidosauria; Squamata; Pythonidae. Gene Ontology annotation, molecular function: calcium-dependent protein binding; calcium ion binding.